UACUACAACUGCAUGAAAUAUAAAUAGAAUUUUAAUGCUUAUAAUGGAAAUCCUUCACAUUAUUCUCUGGAUCUCUACAUUCUUGGCUACCAUCCACGGUUGCUCCAAGAAGAAGCGUCCGUCUCAGCCAAAACCAAAACCUGCACUUAUCAAUGGGAAAAAGCCGGCUCCAGUGGCAGCGAAAAAAGGUAGUGACGGGGAAAAGAAGAGUAAGGAAAAGGAGAUGAAGAGCAAGGAAGAGACAAAAAGUAAGGAGAAAGUAAAGAAACCGCCGAUGGAUUUCUCAGAGGCUCUGAAACACGAGAAAACUUACAACAGAGAUCUGACGGUUGAGGAAGUCAACAAGACUGUCGAACAAAAACCUGAACCACCGAUCGUUCUGAAACCGAAGGGCUCGACGACUACUGCAAAGGAGAAAAGACCAAACUUGGACCCAACAAUCAACACAAUUGAAAACACAGAAGAUGAACUUGUACCAAAAAAGCGUCCCCAAACCGACUCCGAGGAGGAAAGAAGUCUGAUUAGAUUUAUUGAGAAGAUGGAUCCUUUCGGAGCCGAAAAGUAAUUGAAAAAAGAAUUAUUGAAACGUGAAUAAAUAUUUUGAAAAAUGAUA
This is a messenger RNA of Caenorhabditis elegans, 613 nucleotides long. RefSeq lists its product as uncharacterized. The record is from RefSeq and is marked reviewed. The coding region runs from base 35 to 565 and encodes 176 amino acids. Lineage: Eukaryota; Metazoa; Nematoda; Chromadorea; Rhabditida; Rhabditidae. The transcript has 3 exons.